Molecule: messenger RNA, 2774 nt
Organism: Nomascus leucogenys (northern white-cheeked gibbon)
Lineage: Eukaryota; Metazoa; Chordata; Mammalia; Primates; Hylobatidae
Gene: UCK1
Product: uridine-cytidine kinase 1
Cellular component (GO): cytosol; cytoplasm
Molecular function (GO): ATP binding; kinase activity
Source: RefSeq, a predicted model, not a curated record
GCCUCAGCCUCCCAAAGUGCUGGGAUUACAGGCGUGAGCCACUGCGCCCGGCUGGAAAUCCACAAUUUCAAUGGAUCAGAAUUUGCCUGUAACUUUCUCUGUGCCAGGCACGGAGCGGGGCGGGGGGUGGGGCGGCAGGGGUGGAACCCGGCACACGGGCCUCUGCCUCCUUGGCGCGCUGUAGGCGCGAGGCUAAAGUCGUCAGGCAACAGCCCCCGCCACGUUCCAGGGCGCCCCGACGGCUCCAGCAGCGGGUGGGGUGGGAGGCGUCCGGACAGUCCGGAGGCCCCGAUGGCCAAGAGGAGCCUGGGCUGGAGGGGGCCAGGCCCGGGGGCGGGCCCGGGACUGGGGCAGAGGCAGCGCGAGGCAGAGACAAGCACUCGGACGAAGGCGCAGCCCCAGCCCCGGGGUGCGGAAUGGGCACCUUCCGGGCCACUUGAGUCUGAUACCUUGCAGCCGGCUCGAAGGCGGGGCGCAGCAGUCCCUGCCAGCCAGCUUUCGGCGCGACGGCACGCGGGCGCCCCGGGUGUGCGGGCUUCAGGCCCUGCACUCUCACGCAUGCGCGGACCCCAGGCGUGGACUACAACUCCCGGGGUUCCCCACGCGCCUCCCGGAAGUGAUAGCCCGGGUCGCCUCCGACCUCGGCGCUGGGCUGGCGCGUCGGGCCUGGGGAAGGGGCUGGCGCGUCGGGCUUGGGGGAGGGGCGGGCGCGGGGACCCGAUGCGCGGAAGCGGAGGCCUAGAUGGCUUCGGCGGGAGGCGAAGACUGCGAGAGCCCCGCGCCGGAGGCCGACCGUCCGCACCAGCGGCCCUUCCUGAUAGGGGUGAGCGGCGGCACUGCCAGCGGGAAGUCGACCGUGUGUGAGAAGAUCAUGGAGUUGCUGGGACAGAACGAGGUGGAGCAGCGGCAGCGGAAGGUGGUCAUCCUGAGCCAGGACAGGUUCUACAAGGUCCUGACGGCAGAGCAGAAGGCCAAGGCCUUAAAAGGACAGUACAAUUUUGACCACCCAGAUGCCUUUGAUAAUGAUUUGAUGCACAGGACUCUGAAGAACAUUGUGGAGGGCAAAACUGUGGAGGUGCCGACCUAUGAUUUUGUGACGCACUCAAGGUUACCAGACACCACGGUGGUCUACCCUGCGGACGUGGUUCUGUUUGAGGGCAUCUUGGUGUUCUACAGCCAGGAGAUCCGGGACAUGUUCCACCUGCGCCUCUUCGUGGACACCGACUCCGACGUCAGGCUGUCUCGAAGAGUUCUCCGGGACGUGCGCCGAGGGAGGGACCUGGAGCAGAUUCUGACGCAGUACACCACCUUCGUGAAGCCGGCCUUCGAGGAGUUCUGCCUGCCGACAAAGAAGUAUGCCGACGUGAUCAUCCCGCGAGGAGUGGACAAUAUGGUUGCCAUCAACCUGAUCGUGCAGCACAUCCAGGACAUUCUGAAUGGUGACAUCUGCAAAUGGCACCGAGGAGGGUCCAAUGGGCGGAGCUACAAGCGGACCUUUUCUGAGCCAGGGGACCACCCUGGGAUGCUGACCUCUGGCAAACGGUCACACUUGGAGUCCAGCAGCAGACCCCACUGAGGGGCUGCCGAGCUUCGGGGUAGGUCUCCCGCCCGGCAUGUACCCACACCCACUGCUUCCUCUCAGCGCACCCAGGGGGGUGUUAGCAGCGAGUCCCUCCUCACUCAGGAGUGGAAACUCGGAUGUGUCACUCAGACUCAACUUGCUGGGACACUGACAGGCGUUCCUGAGGUUUUCAGCCACUUCCUCAGGCUCAUUGCGGUUUGAAGAGCUCUCUAGGUCACUGAGAAAUGCCACAGAAUGUGCAGGACGCCUGGGAGGCUUCUGUGAGGAACGUGAGGCACAUUAUUGGGGAAAUUGAGGAGACAGCCUGGACACUGUGGCUGGCCUGAUGUUUUCUUGACAGUGAACCCACAGGGGGGAGAGAGUUUUUUCCAAUCUGAUCUGGUUCUUACACACACACGUAACUCAAAAGUUUUGUGAACAAGUACUUUCCUUUUUUACAUGUUACAUGUCCUCAUGUUUUCUGUUUUGUUCUGUUUCAUAACACAAGGCUGGUUGUAGCCCACAAACCUAAUUUCAUGCCCCAGUGGUCCAGCGUGGCCUACACGGAUAUGGGGAGCCACUGAGGGAUGUUUUCCCUCCUUGCUUGUGCCUUAAAGGCAGAGAAGCGAGGCAGAUGCCCCGGGAGCACCCAGCAUCACACCCAGGCUUGUGCGGGGCCGGGCUGGGAGCCCGUGCAGCAGGGCAGAAGGCAGCGGGGGCCAGGUCUGUCCCGGCUGAAAACCAGUGUCCACGCACAGUCCUGGGUGGGGUCGGGCCCUCACUGACCCUCACAGGAGCCCCCAAGGUGCUGUCUAGACAGGCUGUCCCACCCCAGGGUGGCUAGUGGCCAUAUGCAGGGAAUGGUGCCUCUGGCUGUGGCACACACUAGAUCACCCAGGUCCCAGCAGACAUGGCAGGCCAAAGUCAGCGAGCCUCCUUUGUGCUAUGUGGAGCUCAAGGCCUCACGUGUAAACACCCAUGUCUGGGUUGCCUGGGGUGCUCCUCCCUCUCGCAUGGUGGCUGUCUCUGGAAAGCAUCUCUUGCCACUGCCACGGGUAGCCCCAGCCCCCGUCUGCCCAGGCUCACCCACAGUAGUGAUGCAGACAUGACGUGGGUGAAGGGGGCUGAGCCCUGUGGCUGGGUUCUGACAACUGUAACGGUUUUGUCGAGCUUAGGCCCCUUUGGAGGGAGAAUCAAUAAAUAACACCAACUA